AUGGGCCGCCGUCCAGCUCGCUGUUACCGAUAUUGUAAGAACAAGCCAUAUCCAAAAUCUCGCUUCUGCAGAGGUGUCCCUGAUGCCAAGAUCCGCAUCUUUGACCUGGGCCGGAAGAAGGCAAAAGUGGAUGAAUUCCCCCUCUGCGGCCACAUGGUGUCUGAUGAAUACGAGCAGCUCUCUUCUGAAGCCCUGGAGGCCGCUAGAAUUUGUGCCAACAAGUACAUGGUGAAAAGCUGUGGAAAAGAUGGUUUUCACAUUCGUGUGCGGCUCCAUCCGUUUCAUGUCAUCCGCAUCAACAAGAUGCUGUCCUGUGCUGGGGCUGAUAGGCUGCAGACGGGAAUGCGAGGUGCCUUUGGGAAACCCCAGGGUACAGUGGCGAGAGUUCACAUCGGCCAGGUCAUCAUGUCCAUCCGCACCAAGCUUCAGAACAAGGAACAUGUGAUUGAAGCCUUACGCAGAGCCAAGUUCAAGUUUCCAGGCCGCCAAAAGAUCCACAUCUCCAAGAAGUGGGGCUUUACCAAGUUUAAUGCUGAUGAAUUUGAAGACAGAGUGACUAAGAAGCGCCUCAUUCCCGAUGGUUGUGGAGUGAAAUAUGUCCCUAACCGUGGUCCACUGGACAAGUGGCGAGCUCUGCAUUCUUGA
Molecule: messenger RNA, 645 nt
Organism: Condylura cristata (star-nosed mole)
Lineage: Eukaryota; Metazoa; Chordata; Mammalia; Eulipotyphla; Talpidae
Gene: RPL10L
Product: ribosomal protein L10-like
Exons: 1
Coding region: 1-645 (214 amino acids)
Biological process (GO): ribosomal large subunit assembly; translation
Cellular component (GO): ribosome; cytosolic large ribosomal subunit
Molecular function (GO): structural constituent of ribosome
Source: RefSeq, a predicted model, not a curated record